Messenger RNA from Lingula anatina, 3305 nucleotides. Its product is annotated as CDC42 small effector protein 2. Gene Ontology annotation, cellular component: plasma membrane. Gene Ontology annotation, biological process: regulation of Rho protein signal transduction. Gene Ontology annotation, molecular function: small GTPase binding. The record is from RefSeq and is a predicted model, not a curated record. Lineage: Eukaryota; Metazoa; Brachiopoda; Lingulata; Lingulida; Lingulidae.
UGUCACAGUAGGUGGUCGAUCUCGAGGUGACUUUUUUAAAGAACAGUCCUGUGAGAGUGGUGACAAAAUAUUAAUAUUUACCAGAUGGGGAUGCACAAAGGGGUCAGAGCUCCAGUCGAUGAAAUGGAAUGUUCUUGUGUGGAAAGUAAAGUUAAGCUGGUGAAGAGUCCGCCUGUCAAGCUGGGGUCCUCCGCUGCUCACAAGAUGAGUGACGUGCUAGUCUGUUUUAGGUGCUGUGUUGCCGAGCAACCACAGCCGAAGAGGCGUAGGAGGAUAGACAGGAGUAUGAUAGGUCUACCAACCAAUUUCCAACACACAGGACACAUAGGAUCAGGGGAUGUAUCCAAUUUUAGCUCACCUGGGGUGAAUUCCAUACAGGGACAAAUGUCGUCCAAGGGGGGCUAUGACCAUGUAUCUCCUGUUAGUGUUCACUUAGAUGUUAGAGAUUUACAAGAUGUACAGAAGUCAUGAGGGUUGCUCACUGUCCUUUAAUGGAUGAUAUUUUAUAAAAGAAAACAAACUGUUCACACUGCCCAGCCCCCAUUGCUGUAAUAUAGCUGUGUCCAGAUCUCCAUUCAAUAUAACUACACAAUAACACUGCAGCAGGGAGACAGCCUAUGCAAACACAGUCUGAAGAAAGCAUUGACCAAAUGAACAAGAAUGCAGACAAUUAUAGACUGACAGCAGCUGCACAUUGUAUGCUGAGAUGAUGCAUGGGUUUUGAUAUACUUAUAUAUAUAUAUCAGAUAUAUCUGGAUAUACAUGAUGCAAAGGGGGCACAGUAGUGUAGUAGCAGCAGCAGCUUUGUGGUGCAAAAUUCAAAACUGAAAUAUGGAUUUUACACGUACUAGUAUAUGGAUACGCAUGUCAUAACACAUAUAUACACACAUCAGCACAUCACUGGACUGUCAAAGCAGACAUGAAGUACUGGUUUUAUUUAUCAAAAGGAACCCCAGGUGUCUGGCUCUCAUGCCUCCUGGCGUCUGCAGUAUUUUACCAAGACGCUGGUAGUGAUAGCAGUGAAGUUUUCUGGUCUUACAUUACUGGGAGCACAGAACAUGUCAUGGACAGCCACAUGUUUUGAACAUGGAGAACUCCAUUGUCAUACUAAGGUAGUCCUCAUAACAGCAAAAAUGUGAAUUGUUUCAAUGUUGGUUAUAUUCAGAUGGUAUAUAUAUUGGAUGCACUGUCAAGGGCAAUGGCAAACAUUUGGAUUUAUGGUAUACUUUUUAACAGUGCAGUAUGAUUAUAAAUAUAGAAGUCUUUUAGUAUGUGGAUCACGCUACUAGAUGGAUAAUUUGAAGCAACACCAAUGACUUGGGAUAUUGUCUGGAUUUCACUAGAAAACAAGUUUUCACUGCAACUGGAUGGCAUUGUUGCUCAGUUUUUUCCCCAAGUUUUGUCAUGCUUCUGGACUGGCCUAUCUCUGGACCUCGUGAUUCAUACAUUUUAAUUGUCAUAAAUAUGAUUGGCGGAAACGAUUUACAUUUUCUACAAAUGUGGCAACACCCCUCAGAUUUUUUUAGAAUUUCCUAUCACUGAUUAGAUUUUAAUUAACAUAUACAGCAUUUAGUUUUAGGAGAGCAUGGGGAGUAGACAUAUAAGUCAGCUGAUUACUGUCAUGCUCAGGACCCUUUUCACAUGAAGCAGUACACUUAAGGAUACAUUCUGUACUAUUUCACUUAGACUGGACACAUCCUUACUUGUUAUUAUGAAACAGGUUGUACUGGCUUUAACUAGCUUGAAUCCAUCCCACUGUUUAGGCAGAAGUUGAUCAGUUGGCUGUGUGUGCAUGAGCACAGGGGUUGUGUUUAGGUGACCCCCUCACCUAAAAUUUGGACAGUUAAGUGGUUUAAGUUCUCUCAAAUUGGACUGGUACAGACACUAUUGCUCAAGUAUACCACUCAAUAUGAGAAGGCCUUCAAAUUUCUUCAAUUCAUUGCUGAUGAUUUACUCACCAUCUGCUUCCUGUUGGGCAGUAUAGCCCAAAGUGGACAUCUAAAAGUAUAUCUUACAUAUUGCAAAAAGUUUUUAUCGUAUAGUUUUCUCUUUAUUCAAUUCAGUUGCCAUUGAAGUUAUACUGAAGAGAUAAAAGGUGACUUUUGCCACAGCUUUUAAAAAAGAUGCUUAAUUUUUCAAUCAGGUUUUGCCUAGAAAUAAUUGGUUUGUUCACUGCCUUCAAUAAGGGACCAAACACCAUUCUUAUCUGUAAAAUGUGAGGGGUUGAUAAUUUGUUCUGCACUGUAUAUUAGUGUAUAUACCUAUAGUAGAAUAAGUAUUUUAUAUAUUUUCAUCAUUAAAUAAUGCAUUAAGAUCUAUACAUUCAUAAUAACAAAGGUUUUCAAAGCCAUGGUAUUUUAGCUUACAAGUAUGUUGUAACGCAAGGCAGUGUGCUUUGAGAUUGCAUUCAUCUUCUUUAUUCUGAAAUUUUCAUAAAAAGAUAAUUAGUAAUUCCAAACUGUUCAAGACCUAAUUAUAGUAUUAGUAGAUCUUGACAAUUUCACAAAUUUUCACACCACAGAAAUUAACUUGGCAAUAUUGUGCUCACAGUUUGACAUGAUCAGUGAAAGCACUGCGCAAAUUUUAUCAUUAACUUUAUUUCAGUUACCUGCUAAGUUUGUGUUGUUCAGGUUUUUUUAAUGCGUUGAUAACUUAAAAUAUUGUUAUCAGAUGUAGUCCUGACUGAAACCAUGAAAACCACACAAAAAAGCAGGAUUGCAAUUUUAUCUUUUAUUAUUUAGCACCUUUUACCAAAGUUACAGCAGCUCAGACUGGCUUAAUGAACAACAUGAGGGCAAUGUUUAAAUGAUAGUAGUUUUUGGUGGAUCGCUGGUAUUCCAGAAGUUUUUUAGUCCUUUUCUUGUUUUCAUUUUAUAUAUAUGUAUAUUUAGCAUCAUGUCAGUAAUUCUGGAGAGAAAUAAUUUAAAAAUCAUCUUUAAGAGAAUUUUCUUUUUGCAAUCAAAAAUUUGCAAUUGCUGUUGUGCUGUAGUGUUUGAGAAAUGAAUGAUCACUUGUAGAGAAUGAGUGAAAGUUUGUAUGCAAGGGGAAACUUACAAGAAAUGUUGAACAAAAGUUGAAAUUAUGAUGCUCAGUGAAACAGUUUUCCUAGUGGAAACUGAGGCAUUUUUCAAGGAACACCCAGUUUUUUAGUUGCAAGAAUUAAAAAAUUCUGCUACGUGCUGGUAUGUAGCCCAAUGCUUAUUUAUUAUAAAGGUUGUGAAGCUAAAUUCUUACUUAUCAGUAGGACUUGAACUCUGGAUAUGGAUUGUAUGAGUAUUUGCAUUAAAUACUGUCAAAUUGAUUCA